Chanos chanos (milkfish) is the source of this 4595-nucleotide messenger RNA. It is a transcript of the gene iars1, whose product is annotated as isoleucyl-tRNA synthetase 1. NCBI's taxonomy places the organism in Eukaryota, Metazoa, Chordata, Actinopteri, Gonorynchiformes, Chanidae. The record is from RefSeq and is a predicted model, not a curated record. Bases 58 to 3858 code for a protein of 1266 amino acids. Gene Ontology annotation, biological process: isoleucyl-tRNA aminoacylation. Gene Ontology annotation, molecular function: tRNA binding; aminoacyl-tRNA deacylase activity; ATP binding. The transcript has 34 exons.
AUCAUUUCCGUACUGACUCCCUCUUUCGGCAUCCCGGUGAAGACACCAGCAUACGUCAUGGUGGAGCCAGUGCCCGAAACCAUUAACUUCGCAUCCGAGGAGGAGCGCAUCCUGAAGUUCUGGGAUGGAAAGGACUGUUUCCAGGAAUGCCUAAAACAAUCCAAGAGUAGGCCAAGAUACACAUUCUAUGAUGGGCCACCAUUUGCCACAGGUCUCCCCCAUUACGGGCACAUCCUGGCUGGAACCAUCAAAGACAUUGUCACCAGGUUCGCCCAUCAAAGUGGCUACUAUGUGGAGCGGAGGUUUGGCUGGGAUUGCCAUGGCUUACCUGUGGAAUAUGAGAUUGACAAAACACUGGGGAUUACAGGACCUGACGAUGUUGCUAAGAUGGGCAUUGCAGAGUAUAAUAAGCAGUGUAGAGGCAUUGUAAUGAGAUACUCUACUGAGUGGGAGCAAUCUGUGAAAAGACUGGGGCGCUGGAUUGAUUUCAAGAAUGAUUACAAGACUCUUUAUCCGUGGUUCAUGGAGACUGUCUGGUGGGUGUUUAGGCAGCUCUAUGAUAAAGGCUUGGUCUACAGAGGGUUCAAAGUCAUGCCCUUCUCCACUGCCUGCAACACACCUCUAUCCAACUUUGAGUCUCACCAGAAUUAUAAGGACGUCCAAGAUCCAUCAGUUAUUGUGAAUUUCCCUCUUCUGGAUGAUGCAAAUGUGUCUCUCAUUGCGUGGACCACCACUCCGUGGACCCUCCCCAGUAACCUGGCAUUGUGUGUUAAUCCUGAGCUCCAGUAUGUAAAGGUCAGAGAUAAUACCACUGAGAAGGUGUACAUCAUGAUGGAGGCGAGGCUCGUAGCUCUCUUUAAGGCCGAGGGUGAAUACACCGUCCUGGAGAAGUUCCCUGGCAAGUCACUGAAAGGAAAGAAGUACAAACCUCUCUUUGAGUACUUUGUCAAGUGCAAGGAGAGAGGAGCCUUCUCCGUCUUGCUGGAUAACUACGUCAGCGCAGAGGACGGUACAGGGGUGGUCCACCAGGCCCCGUAUUUCGGAGCUGAUGAUUAUCGAGUGUGCAUGGAGAACAGCAUCAUCCAGAAAGACUCUGAACCCGUCUGCCCCGUCGACUCCACGGGCUGUUUCACCCCAGAGGUGCCAGACUUUGUGGGCCAGUAUGUUAAGGAUGCAGACAAGAACAUCAUCAAGUGGCUGAAAGAAAAUGGACGUCUCGUCACUUCCAGCUCUUACAAGCAUAACUAUCCUUUCUGCUGGAGGUCUGACACACCACUGAUCUAUAAAGCAGUGCCCAGCUGGUUUGUGAGUGUGGAGCACAUGGUGGAUAAGCUUCUGGAAAACAAUGCCAAAUGCUACUGGGUCCCUGAUUUUGUGAAGGAGAAGCGCUUUGGGAACUGGCUAAGAGAUGCACGUGACUGGGCAGUCUCACGGAACCGUUACUGGGGGACCCCCAUCCCAUUAUGGGUUAGCGAUGAUUAUGAGGAGGUGGUGUGUGUGGGUUCCGUGGAAGAACUGGCCGAGCUCACAGGUGUGAAAGUAACUGAUCUGCAUCGGGAGAGCAUCGACCAUUUGACCAUUCCGUCUCGCUGUGGGAAGGGGGAGCUGCGGAGAGUGCCUGAGGUCUUUGACUGCUGGUUUGAGAGUGGCAGCAUGCCUUAUGCCCAGGUGCACUACCCCUUUGAGAACCGCCGGGAGUUUGAGGACAGCUUCCCUGCAGACUUCAUCGCAGAGGGCAUUGACCAGACCAGAGGAUGGUUUUACACCUUGCUGGUGCUGUCAUCUGCACUGUUUGGCAAACCGCCAUUCAAGAACGUGAUCGUCAACGGACUGGUCCUAGCAAGCGAUGGGCAAAAAAUGAGCAAGAGAAAGAAGAAUUACCCAGACCCGAAUCUGGUCGUGCAGAACUAUGGUGCCGACGCCCUUAGACUCUACCUGAUCAAUUCUCCAGUGGUACGUGCUGAAAACCUGCGUUUCAAAGAGGAGGGAGUGAGGGAUGUGCUUAAAGACGUCUUCCUGCCGUGGUACAACGCCUACCGCUUCCUCGUACAGAACGUGCUGAGGCUUCACAAGGAGGAGGGCAUCCAGUUCCUCUACAACGAGAACACGGCCAGGCCCAGUGACAACAUUAUGGAUAAAUGGAUCCAGUCCUUCACCCAAUCCCUCAUCCAGUUCUUUAAGACUGAAAUGGAGGGGUACAGAUUGUACACAGUUGUGCCCAGACUUGUCAAGUUUGUGGACAUGCUGACCAACUGGUAUGUGAGGACCAACCGCAGGCGUCUGAAGGGUGAGAGUGGAACUCAAGACUGCAUGUGGGCCUUAGAGACUCUCUUCAGCGUGCUCUUCUCCAUGUGCCGACUGAUGGCUCCGUUCACACCGUUCAUUACUGAGCUGAUGUAUCAGAACAUGCGCCAUCUCAUUGAUCCUGCAAUGAUGGAGGAGAAGGACACCAGUAGCAUCCAUUACCUUAUGCUGCCACAAGUCAGAGAGUCGCUAAUUGACAAACGUAUUGAAAGUGCCGUCUCGCAAAUGCAGUCCGUCAUUGAACUGGGACGAGUUAUCAGGGACAGGAAGACCCUCCCCGUCAAGUAUCCCCUCAAGGAGGUGGUCGUUAUCCAUCAAGACCCCGAGGCUUUGAAGGAUAUCCAGGACCUGCAGAAUUACAUUUUGGAGGAACUGAACGUCCGCCAACUCACGCUGUCCACCGACAAAGAUAAAUAUGGCAUUAGACUGAGGGCAGAGCCUGAUCACAUGGUGCUGGGCAAGCGACUGAAGGGGGCAUUCAAGUCUGUCAUGGCAUCCAUCAAGGAACUGAAGAGUGAACAGCUGGAGGUGUUCCAAAAGACUGGUUCCAUUGUUGUGGAUGGACAUGAGCUACAUGAGGAAGACUUGCGUCUGAUGUACUCUUUUGAUCAGGCAUCAGGAGCAGCCGCACAAUAUGAAGCACACUCUGAUGCCCAAGUCCUCGUCCUGCUAGACAUUACUCCAGACCAGUCCAUGGUGGAUGAGGGCGUAGCUCGUGAAGUGAUCAACCGCAUACAGAAACUGCGCAAAAAGGCUCACCUGGUUCCAUCCGACGAGAUCACCGUGUACUACAGCUCUCAGCCUGCUGGAGACUACCUGGGCAAAGUUGUUCAGGAACACACUGACUUUAUCCUUGCUACUAUCAAGGCUCCUCUGAAACCUUACCCAGUGCCAAAGAAUGCCAGCAUUAUCAUCCAGGAGAAAACUCAGCUGAAAGGUUCGGAUUUGGAUUUGACCAUCGCUAAAGGAGCGGCAGAUUCUAGAGCCCCUCUGUCUGGUCCGGCCUGUGCAUAUGUCAAUGUGAAAGUCACCCUCAAUAACAAAGAGCAAGAGGGUGCUAUUUUGCUGGAGAAUCCCAGAGGAGACAAUAAAAUGGAUACAGACAAACUGAAAAUGGUCUGUCGCAGUAUAUUCGGAGUCAACAACACUGAAUUGGCAGUGUUCCAAGGGAAAACAGAGGUGACCAGGAGUUGUGGUCUGUUUAGCCUGAAGGGUAAGACAUUGGUGGUGUCUUCGGGUGCCAAACCUAAUAAUGUACCGAGCUCUGACACACUGGUCUGCCCAUAUAUCAACCUCCAGCUUACCAACGCCCAACCCACAGAGUGCCAGACUGGGGAUGUGGCGACCUUGCUGCUUGAGAACCCAGUGGGCCAGAAUGCACUGAGGCAUGAGGACCUUGCGCAGGAAACGGCCAAAGUCUUUGGGCUCAGGGGCAGAAAGCUGAAGCUUUACCUGGAUGAGGACCUUACACAAGAAAUCACUGAAAACUCUGUGAAGACAUUGAACACGAAGACUCUCUACGUAAAAGUUUUACCCACAACGGCAGAAGCUUAGUGAUUUGGAGGGGAAAAAAAAAGAGAUCUCCUUUUAAUGAUGUCAGUCAGAACAUGUCAGCAUAACAUGUUUAUUUUUCAUCUCUCAAUUCCAUUAAAGAAUACUUGUCUACUCCUCAAAAAUGAAACCUCGUGAUCAUAGUCUCCACAUCUGUCUGCCUUUAAUGGUUGGGGCACUUAUAUUUAACCUAAUUAUACAAUAAACGCAUUUAGAUGUCUGUCUUUAUGGAAUUGGCUUCACACCUUCUCAGGUAAAUGUGGGUGUUUGUAGUUACAAAGGGAAGUGCAGCAUUCUUUGCUAUAGUGAAGUUUUCAUAAAGAAAAAGAUUGAAUCAUGGAAGCUGUUUAGAUACAACCAUUCACACAGAAGGAGCUUGAUGUGUGCUUGAAAAUUCAGGGAAGCAACUCUCAAGCCAGUGCAGUCCCAAAAUGACUUAAUUAUGUGCUCCUGUGUACUGAAUACAUGCCUAAACAUUGACCUUUUAGGAACUAAGUCAUGAAUCUUCGCUGCCUCUCUUUGACUUAACUUGGGCUCAUUAGAAUGUCUGCACUGUCUGUUCUGAUUUGCCGGGGUGACUGUUGAGGGAAAAAUUACUGGGUUUUUUUUCCUUUUCAACAUGAAACAGGGAAGAUGGCAUGACAGAAGCAGCCAUCUGUUUUCACUGACGGUUAAAUUUUGCUCUGUGGGUCAUAAGUAAUCAAUCAAAUACUUUUGACAAUAAAUUGUUGAAUUACAAA